GUUCAGGCCUGUCCUGCUGUUUCGACGUGUGAUUUUGACACUGACAGCGCUUAUGUUGGACUACAGUCACACUCCUAGUCAAAAGUGAAUGCGACGAGCUAAUUUUAAGCCACCGACUGACUGUAAGCGGCCGGUGACUUGUGCAUACUGGAAGGGGACUUGGGGGGAAGCUGAUACCGUAUUCAGUUUUCCCCCUGCUCCGAGGAAAUGGAGAUUACUUCGGAGGAAAAAGCCGAGGAACGCAGGAGGGAACACUGGAAGCUGCUGUCUAGUCUGAAGACCACGGUGGAGGGCCUGGUGUCCAGCAGCAACCCCAACGUGUGGUCUCGCUACGGGGGUCUGCAGCGGCUGCACAAGGACAUGAACCACAUCCUCAGCCACGGCCUCAAGCACGAGCAGGUGUACUACAACCAGAAAGACUACUGGCCCUUUGUGUGGCGCGUCCGAUCCGUCUGCCCUCACCUGGCCUCUCAUGUAGAACAGUUUAGUAAGCUGGAGCCUGUGCUGAGCAGUGGGCUGAAGAGUGUUGGGGAAGGUUACAAGGCCGAGCGCUGGCUGCUGCACAGCCUACAGGUCCACCUGCUGUCUGCCCAGCUCCGACCCCUGCUCAAACACCAGGGACACACGAGCAAGUACUACAACGUGGAGGCCUUUCUGCUGAGUGAGCCCCAUGUGACGGCCAUGUUCCAGUGUCUGGAGGCCGUGGAGCAAAAACCCCGUCUGCUGGCCCUUGUCAACACAGUUAAGCUGUCUACUCUAAUGUGCUCUCCGUACAUGGAGGGCCUGUUGAAGAGUCAGAGUCUGGGUGUUCUGCCGGGGCGGCUGGAGGUCCGGGAAGGUCAGGGUCCCCCCAGAGGGGUCAACCACAGGCUCACCACCUCCCAGUGCUCCCUCCCCCACCUAGAUGGAGGACUCACACCCAACAGUAAUAACACAGGGGCCAUCUCAGAGAGCAACUCAGACUUCACUCCAGCCACUAGGGCCUCGGGAGCCCCCUGGGGGUGUGUGGGGGGGUCCGAGGGAAAUGGCGAAAGGGGCAUGAGCCCCCCUCCCGGUCCCUCAGUGGUGGUCCCCUCCAUCGCCCUGACAGAGCCCGCCUCCCCAUGCCCUGCCCACUCCGACGCACUAGACUCUGGCGAGGGCGACUACGGCGGCGGCCCCGAGUAUCUGGCUAUCGGUAACCUGGGGCAUCGUAGCAAUCGCCGCGACUCCCAAAGCUCCGCCCCCGGUGGCGAACCUUGCGGCGGCGAAUCGGAUGGUGAGAUUCAGGUCCAGUCCCCUGGAAGGAGCUCCUUGGCUUCGGUCCCACCUCCCACACCUCGAAGGUCAUCCUUUUCGGAGGGUCAAAGGGAGCCGGGUCGGGGGGGCAGCAGAGGGCACGUCCGCUCAAUGUCCGACACAGGGAUCAACAGCAAACAUAGACAUGAAUCAUUGGUUGCGGAGGACUGUCGUUUGGAGGACUACAGCCCUUUCUCCCUUGGCAGCAGUGGUGGCAGUACACCCAGUUCCCUCUAUAUGGAGUCGAACGGCUCCCAGUACAGCAGUGUUCCAGACUGCAUGUUCCGGAAGCCGUUGGAGGGACAGAGCCUCAUCAGCUACCUGUCAGAGCAGGACUUCGGCAGCUGUGCUGACCUGGAGAAGGAGAACGCCCACUUCAGCAUCUCGGAGUCUCUGAUCGCCGCCAUCGAGCUGAUGAAGUGCAACCUGCGACGGCAGGUGGAGGAGGAGGAGGGUGACGACAGUGACUCAGAGAUCCGGCAGCUCAAACAGAAGAUCCGGCUGCGUAGACGCCAGAUCCAGCGGACCCGCCUGCCUCCCUCACAGCGCUUGUUCCAUUCAACAGACAGUGGAUGCUCCCGCAGGAGCUCCCAGGAUUCCUUUCACCUGUCCAACUCUGGCUCGGCCGAGGAGGUGGAGGAGUGCGAGCUGAAAGAUGGCUGUGCGGGCCAGUCCCUGAUGGCGGUGUCUAAGAGUGUCUCCCUGUCGCACGCCUCCCUCUUCUCAGAUGCAGACAUGAAGCGUGGUGUGACAUCCAGUGGCCGCUCUUUCCUCAGAUCAGAGUCUAUUUCUCCGUCAUUCCUCCAGUCUAACUCUGCUGAGUCGGUGGCCAUGGGCCUGCUCAGGCAGUUUGAGGGCAUGCAGCUCCCUGCAGCCUCGGAGCUCGACUGGCUGGUCCCAGAACAAGACGCACCACAAAAGCUCCUGCCCAUCCCUGACUCCCUGCCCAUCUCUCCUGAUGACGGGGAGCAUGCUGAUAUCUACAAGCUGAGGAUCCGAGUGAGAGGGAACCUGGAGUGGGCCCCGCCGCGACCCCAGAUCAUCUUCAACAUUCACCCUGCGCCCAAGAGGAAGAUCGUCGUAGCCAAGCAGAACUACCGCUGUGCAGGCUGCGGGACUCGCAUAGACCCAGACUACAUCAAGCGAAUGCGCUAUUGUGAGUACCUGGGCCGCUACUUCUGCCAGUGUUGCCAUGAGAACGCCCAGGCGGUGGUGCCGGGCCGUGUGCUGAGGAAAUGGGACUUCAGCAAGUACUAUGUCAGCAACUUUGCCCGGGACCUGCUGGGCAAGAUAUCAGGAGACCCCCUGUUCAACCCCAACGACAUCAACAGUGGCCUCUACAAGAAAACCAAAGCCCUGGAGACUGUCCGGGUUUUGAGGGUCCAACUAUUCCACAUGAAAAACCUCUUCAAGACCUGCCGCCUAGCUAGAGACGUGCUGGACCAGUUCGACAGCCUCCCUGGUCACCUGAGUGAGGACCUGCACCUGUUCUCCCUCAGCGACCUCAACGCUGUGCGCAACGGAGAGCUGGCCCCCCGGCUACGAGAGCUUCUGAAAUUGGGUUCCGCGCACGUGGCUGGCUGUGUGCUGUGUCAGGCCAAGGGCUUUGUGUGUGAGUUUUGCGGCAACGACAAAGACAUCAUCUUCCCCUUCCAGUUGAACAAGUGCACGUGCUGCGAAGAGUGCAAGGCGUGUUUCCACAGCAAAUGUUUUCAGGCAGGCAAGGAGUGCCCGCGGUGCCAGCGCUUGGCAGAUCGGCGGGAGAGGAUGGCACGCAAGAACAUGGAGGAGCAGGAGGAUGAGGAGGAGGACGAGGGAGGCGGGAGCUAGGAAGACUAACUGAGGAAACGAGGGUGGCGGGGAGCUAGGACAACGAACUGAGGGUGGCGGAGAGCUAGGACAACGAACUGAGGGUGGCGGAGAGCUAGGACGACAAACUGAGGAAAUGAGGGUGGCGGGGAGCGAGGACGACAAACUGAGGAAACGAGGGAUCUGGAAAAGAAAGAUGGAAAAACCAAGAGCACAACAUGAGAAUGAUUGUAGGGACCUUAUUCCUUCAACUCCUCCCUCCAUUCAUUCCUCUUUCCCCUGAAAGUCCAGCUUCUGGAUAGUGCAUGAGCUCUGAUGAUUUGGAUUCUUGCUUUUGUUUUUUGAAUGUCUUGCCAAUAUGCUAAAUAACAUAUUAUAUUAACAUAUUGGCUGCUUUUAUGGUUUUCUGCUCUGAUUGCAGAUAUCCCCAUCGUAUGAUGUAAUCCUGCCAUUUAUGUAAACAAGUUGAUCAAUUUAAAUAGAUCAAGGAAGGUAGAAGUACUGAAAUCAACCACAACAGAUAAAAAAUAAAAAUAAAUCCCCUUUUCAUACAAGUGCGAUUUACUCCAACCCAUUUCAGGCUAUUUUAGCCCAAGUGCCUCUGCGACCAAUGGUCUUAUACUAAUAUAAAUAAUAUAUCCCAUU
Oncorhynchus masou masou (cherry salmon) is the source of this 3732-nucleotide messenger RNA. RefSeq names its product run domain Beclin-1-interacting and cysteine-rich domain-containing protein-like. Gene Ontology annotation, cellular component: early endosome; late endosome. Gene Ontology annotation, biological process: negative regulation of autophagosome maturation; negative regulation of endocytosis. NCBI's taxonomy places the organism in Eukaryota, Metazoa, Chordata, Actinopteri, Salmoniformes, Salmonidae. Gene Ontology annotation, molecular function: phosphatidylinositol phosphate binding. The record is from RefSeq and is a predicted model, not a curated record.